Messenger RNA from Pseudogymnoascus destructans, 393 nucleotides. RefSeq lists its product as uncharacterized. The record is from RefSeq and is a predicted model, not a curated record. Bases 1 to 393 code for a protein of 130 amino acids. The transcript has a single exon. Lineage: Eukaryota; Fungi; Ascomycota; Leotiomycetes; Thelebolales; Thelebolaceae.
AUGACUUCUCUAACAUUCCUGAACAGGACCACUAUCCUCAAAGACAAAACGACAUUGUUCGAACAGGACUACUAUCAACACCAAGGACAAAACAACAUACUGAAACCAAACCUACCUAUCUAUUCAUCCAUCUCUCCUGCGGCGCUGCAUAAAUACACCUCCUUCCCACCACCAUGGUAUCUUCCUCUCCAGAAACCCCUAUCCACCCGCAUUAUCCUUGCACCUGCUGACAACAACCACAGAUCCCCACAACCAACACCACCGCAACAAUGUGCAACAAACCCACAACCACCUAUUCCUGCGGGCACACCAAAACCACGCUGCUACACUGCCCUCUCCACGACCCCCAAGACGCCGGCCCUUUCAACACCCCCUCGACGUGUCGGCGCUUGA